AAGUCGCUGGUGCUGUGCUCGCUGGGGUCUGUUCUCGGGCCUGAGCCUCGAGGCCAGGCUCCCGGGUGUCGUUAAUGUUCGGGGCCGCCGGGCGCCAACCGAUCGGAGCUCCAGCCGCCGGGAACAGCUGGCAUUUCAGUCGAACCAUGGAAGAAUUGGUUCACGAUCUUGUCUCAGCAUUGGAGGAGAGCUCAGAGCAAGCCCGAGGUGGAUUUGCUGAAACAGGAGACCAUUCUCGAAGUAUAUCUUGCCCUCUGAAACGCCAGGCAAGGAAAAGGAGAGGGAGAAAACGGAGAUCGUAUAAUGUUCAUCACCCAUGGGAGACUGGUCACUGCUUAAGUGAAGGCUCUGAUUCUAGCUUAGAAGAACCAAGCAAGGACUAUAGAGAGAACCACAAUAAUAAUAAAAAAGAUCAUAGUGACUCUGAUGACCAAAUGUUAGUGGCAAAACGCAGGCCGUCAUCAAACUUAAAUAAUAAUGUUCGAGGGAAAAGACCUCUAUGGCAUGAGUCUGAUUUUGCUGUGGACAACCUUGGCAACAGAACUCUGCGCAGGAGGAGAAAGGUAAAAAGAAUGGCAGUAGAUCUCCCCCAGGACAUAUCUAACAAACGGACAAUGACCCAGCCCCCAGAAGGUUGUAGAGAUCAGGACAUGGACAAUGAUAGAGCUUACCAAUAUCAAGAGUUCACCAAGAGCAAAGUCAAAAAAAGGAAAUUAAAAAUCAUUAGACAAGGACCAAAGAUCCAAGAUGAAGGGGUAGUUUUAGAAAAUGAGGAAAUAAGCCAGACCAAUAAGGACAAAAUGGAAUAUGAAGAGCAGAAAGUCUCAGAUGAACUCAUGAGUGAAAGUGAUUCCAGCAGUCUCAGCAGCACUGAUGCUGGUUUGUUUACCAAUGAUGAGGGACGACAAGGUGAUGAUGAGCAGAGUGACUGGUUUUAUGAAAAGGAAUCAGGCGGCGCGUGUGGCAUCACUGGAGUCGUGCCCUGGUGGGAAAAGGAAGAUCCUACCGAGCUCGACAAAAAUUUACCAGAUCCUGUCUUUGAAAGUAUCUUAACUGGUUCUUUCCCCCUUAUGUCACAUCCGGGAAGAAGAGGUUUCCAAGCUAGACUCAGUCGCCUUCAUGGAAUGCCUUCCAAGAAUAGUAAAAAAUCUGGAGGGACCCCAACUUCAAUGGUGACCACUCCUGGGCCCGUCAGUAACAAGAGGAUGGUUCACUUUUCCCCGGAUUCUCAUCACCACGAACAUUGGUUUAGCCCUGGGGCUAGGACAGAGCAUGGCCAGCAUCAGCUUCUGAGAGAUAACCGCGCUGAAAGAGGUCACAAGAAAAACUGUUCUGUGAAAACAGCCAGCAGGCAAACAAGCAUGCAUCUAGGAUCCUUAUGCACGGGAGAUAUCAAACGGAGACGAAAAGCUGCACCUUUGCCUGGACCUACUACAGCAGGAAUUGUGGGAGAAAACGCCCAGCCAAUCCUAGAAAACAACAUUGGAAACCGAAUGCUCCAGAACAUGGGCUGGACACCUGGGUCAGGCCUUGGACGAGAUGGCAAGGGGAUCGCUGAGCCAAUUCAAGCCAUGCAGAGGCCGAAAGGAUUAGGACUUGGAUUUCCUCUAUCGAAAAGCACUCCCUCAGCUACAACCCCCAGUUCAGGAAAAUCCGCCUAAGAAGAAAAGCAAGGAAGAAAUAUUUUACAAUUUUUAUUUGCUGUAUAUAUCCCAUUGUUCUAAGAUUACACCAUAGCUUCUCUUUUUGAAGCAGAAAUCUACAUUGCCUCCAUCUCGUCACCCUAGCUCCCUAACUGCAUACAGUCCUGCCUGCCAUAGUGACAGAAAUGGGAUUUCAUCACAAUUCAUGGUGCUAAAGUGAAAACCGUUACCUUUUCAAAUUUUUCAGCAAUUUUCAGCUAUUUCUAGGUAUAAAGAACAGCUCAUCUCUCUUAUUUAUUUUGAUCUCAGAUGUCGGUAAUUUCUAAUGCUUUAGCUUGAUUCAUUCAUCGGUGUGUGCUAUGCCCAGGCAAAUGUGAGCGCACCAAUAGGCCUCUAUUCUAAAAGAAAUGCGAUAGGCCGGAAAGGAUUGUGUUUCAUAUCAUCCCUAUCUAUUAUAACUCCCAAGACCUAUCAUGACAUCAGUGAAGUCCUGAGCACAUCUUUGUUUGAAAGGCUUGCCAAUUUCAUAUUCUUUGAUUUUGGCUUUUUUGUGAGGAUACUCUAAGGGGUGAUACCCGUUAAUCUUCUAUCCUUGGACGAUGUAGUAUGAAGUUCACAAUUGAUAAACAGCAAUUAAUGUUUCCCUCUGACAUUUUGACAAAAAUAAACCUCAUCAUUGUCACCAGAGUGCCCUCAACGUUACUUUAAUGCAGAUUUUACAGAUUUUACCUCAUUUAGAACAUAAAGUAAUUAUUGAAAGAAAAAUGUAUUUUUUAAAUUCACCAUGACUGAACUAUAAAUUCUGUUAAUCUAGACUCACUUCUACCUCUCUCUUCCCAAAGGUUGAUAUUUUUUUAAGAUCAACUCAACUGUAGUAAACUCAUUUUAAAUUUUAACCAUCGUAGUAAGUUAUUAGAGUAUUGAAUCAAUUUAUUUGAAGAUUUAAAUGGCUCUCCCAAGAAUUCACAUUUCUGGCAAUGAUCCAACCCAUUUACAAGGUGAACGAGAAAAUGAAUGGUAAUGAUUUGCCCUUUUUAACAUCUAAGUAGUUACUUUAAAACCAAGCAAAACAAGUCAUUUUUACUGUGUGCCUAGUGUUGUUAUUUCUGAAUCAUCUGCCUCAUAAUGUCAGAGAUUCUAGAUUGCUCUUAGUUUAGAUGUUGAUUUCUUAUCUUUAGUAUUAAGGUCUAGUAACAAUAGUCUAUUUAUAAUGGCCUUUAUUGGUUGAGUAAAGGCCAAGAUAACACAUGUGAAUUACCUUUCAAAUGGGUUUUUUUAAGGCUUUAUUUUUUUAGAGCAUUUUUAGGUCCAAAAUUAAGGGGAAGGUACAGAAAUUUCCCAUAUACUCCCUGCCAACACACGUGCACAGUCUCCCCCGCUAUCAACAUCCCCCACCAGAGUGGUAUGUUUGUUACAAUUGAUGAACCUACGUUGACAGGUCAUAAUCACCCAAAGUCCACAGUUUACAUUACAGUUCACUCUUGGUGGUGUACAUUCUAUGGGCUUGGACAAAUGUAUAAUGAUGUAUGCACCGUUAUAGGAUCAUACGGAGUAGUUUUGCUGCCCUAAAAUUCCUUUGUGCUCCACUUGAAAAUUUAUAAAUCCCCAAGGGUUUUUUAAAGGGGAGAAAGGUUUGUGCACGUAAUAGACCUUUCCUGUGUGAUCCCCUAAAAAUAAUAAUGCCAAUUAAGGAGAGGAAGGUCAGCCUGCUAAUUGAAAGCCGUGAUGGUUUGCCAAAUGUACAUGUUUCUAUUAAGAAUUGUCUUCUUUCUUGGGGGAUUGCAGUCAAGAGGACAGGUUGGUUAGGGGACUAGAGGCUAUCAGGUGAGUUGCUCUUUGGAAGCAUUCUUAUUGGAUAAAGUAACCCUGUUGUAUGAUUAUUUUCUACAAGUUUGUUACUUAGAAAUUUGCCAUUUUUAAAAAAUGCUUUUUGUUAAAUACUCAUUCUGUCUAUGUAAGGGGAAAAAACUGGGGGAGAUUGUCUAUAUACUGGUUUAAAACUUCUUUCUGGGAGUAUAGAGUGCUCUAGGGUCUAUUCAAAAGAUUCUUUUUUAAUUCCAUUGCCUGAAAAUCUUCUAAAAUUAUCGAAUUUUGAAAAGCCAAAUUUGGAACCACUGCUAACACGCAAUACGGUCAUUGGGAGACUCGUCCCAAACUCCUGAGGACUUGACGGUUCUUUUUCAUUUCACCCUCUUCUAACUCUCACAGUGAGGAAGAGGAGAACUUAUACCAACUGGAAUGGGUGACUCCUUAAUUAAAUAUUGCCGUCUUUAUGAAUACUUUUUUGGUUUUUUUUUUUUUUUUUUUUUUUUGUGGUAGAUUAGCCCUGAGCUAACAAUCUUCCUCUUCUAUGUUUUUGGUUGAGAAAGAUUAGCCCUGAGCUAACAUCUGUACCAGUCUUCCUCUAUUUUGUAUGUGAGUCGCCACCUCAGCAUGGCUGACGAGUGGUGUAUGUCCGUGCCCUGGAUCCAAACCCC
Messenger RNA from Diceros bicornis minor, 4120 nucleotides. RefSeq names its product G-patch domain containing 2 (gene GPATCH2). Gene Ontology annotation, molecular function: nucleic acid binding. The record is from RefSeq and is a predicted model, not a curated record. The transcript has 10 exons. The coding region runs from base 75 to 1661 and encodes 528 amino acids. NCBI's taxonomy places the organism in Eukaryota, Metazoa, Chordata, Mammalia, Perissodactyla, Rhinocerotidae.